Cladophialophora immunda is the source of this 2961-nucleotide messenger RNA. RefSeq lists its product as uncharacterized. NCBI's taxonomy places the organism in Eukaryota, Fungi, Ascomycota, Eurotiomycetes, Chaetothyriales, Herpotrichiellaceae. The transcript has a single exon. Gene Ontology annotation, molecular function: amino acid transmembrane transporter activity. The record is from RefSeq and is a predicted model, not a curated record. Bases 160 to 2421 code for a protein of 753 amino acids. Gene Ontology annotation, biological process: amino acid transmembrane transport.
CUUUGCCACGAGCGCACCACACAAGCACUUGUCCUUUGAUCAUUCGUACCGAUCACAUGCUAUAUCCUUGAUAUCUUUGGGUUUGAGCAAGCCGUUUCACUCUACAUAUGUCGUCGUGUCUGUCGCUCCUAAUUCUGCCUUGAACUCAGCAGCCUUUCAAUGUCGUCAACAACAUCUCGAACCAGCCCUGUGGACAUACGUCCAAGUAGUCCAGCAGGAGGCAGCGCGCAUUCCCGAAACACGUCGAUAGCACGAUUAUGCUCUCCUGUGCCAUCGCAGCGUCUUAAUACGCCCCCUGUACAGCAGGUCCCGACGCCUCAGCAAAUCGCAGCCGACAACAAUGAUUCUGCCCUGCCCAAACUCGAUCAGUCUGGGUCGUUGCCAGGCCCAGGUCGGUCUGCCCUAUCCACAGCUCUGGCCGAUACUGGGAAUCGAACUCCUCCUAGAACUCGUACACCACCUGUUCCCGCAAACGACUCUUCCCCGAGACAGCCCCUAUUGAGCGCCGCAGCAGGACUGGGGAGUCACGACAGAUUACCGAGGAGCAAUUAUGGCUCUUUCAACCCUCGUGAGGUGGCUGGAAGCCCAGGACCUACAGAGGACCCCGAGGUGGUGAAAAGACAUUUGGUGCAGCCGGAUCAAGGCUCAUCGAGAGGUAGACCUCUCCGAUUAGAUCUGAGCGAACCAGGGAGCGGUUUGGAUUCACCCGAGUUCUCCAGUCUCCGGUUGCAAGGUGGGGACAUGACCCGUGCCGUCUAUCGAUGGGCAGAAGAACAGGAAGGAAACCAACCUGGCAAGGCUCAGAGGAGCAAGAGUUUCACUAUGCCGAGACCAGAGCCUGAAAGUGACACCUUGGACAUACAAAACAUCCGGGUGCCUGGCGGAUUCCGCAGAAACUUUCUGCGUAGAGCUGCUGAGAGUCCCACCCCUUCGGGUCGAGCCUGGAAGGGUUCUCCUGCAGCACACGGGCAGGAUGCUUCUGCAAGUGAUGCUCAACCCAGGCUUUUUACGAAUAAUUUUCUAGAGUUUCUCACGCUCUACGGACACUUCGCGGGUGAAGAUCUAGAGGAGGACGACGAGGUUCUUGAACCAGAUGAAUAUUUCUCAUCGGAUGCUUACGACGAGGGCAGCGAUCGAGAGCCUUUGGAGGAUAGUGCUCUGCUUACACCGGGUGGACUCCGUCGAAGACGACACAAGGAGCGCCCGCCGACUGGAACGGGCAGCAGUCUCAAUGCAGCCCUCCUCCUCCUGAAAUCUUUUGUUGGCACAGGAGUCCUCUUCUUGCCGCGGGCGUUUUUGAACGGCGGCAUGCUCUUCUCUUCCCUCGUCCUGCUAGCUGUUGCCGUCCUCAGCUAUCACUGUUUUAUCUUGCUCAUAAGCACGCGGAACAAGGUCGAGGCUUCGUUCGGCGACAUCGGCGGCAUUCUCUACGGGAAGUGGAUGAGAGCAAUGAUUCUGUUCUCCAUCGUUCUUAGCCAGAUUGGGUUUGUAUCGGCAUAUACCGUCUUCACGUCGGAGAAUCUACAGGCAUUCGUCCUUGCGGUUUCCAAGUGCAGGACUUUCAUCGACAUCAAGUUCAUGGUGCUGAUGCAACUUGUCAUAUUCUUGCCACUGAGCUUGAUCAGGGAUAUCGGAAAACUCGGCUUCACAGCUCUAAUCGCUGACGCCUUCAUCCUCGUGGGCCUCAUCUACCUUUACUACUACGACAUUGCCACCAUCGUUGACAACAAAGGACCUUCAGAUAUCACCUUGUUCAACCCUUCAACCUGGACGCUUUUCAUCGGCACGGCUAUUUUCACUUUCGAAGGCGUAGGACUGAUCAUCCCAAUUCAAGAAUCAAUGAAGCGACCUCGAGACUUCCCUGGUGUCUUGGCUACGGUCAUGGUCGUCAUCACCAUUCUGUUUACCUCCAUCGGCGCGCUCUCGUACGCUGCAUAUGGGUCGAAAACCAAGACGGUCGUCAUUCUCAAUCUGCCUCAAGAUAGCAAGAUGGUCAACGCUGUGCAAUUUCUCUACUCCCUGGCUAUCCUUCUCAGCACACCGCUCCAACUGUUCCCGGCCAUCCGUAUCAUGGAAAAUGAACUAUUCAGUCGCUCGGGCAAAUACAACCCUUACAUCAAAUGGCAGAAGAACAUUUUUCGCUUCUUCCUUGUUUGCGUAUGUUCGCUCAUUGCAUGGGGUGGUGCGGGCGAUCUGGACAAGUUUGUCGCCCUAGUUGGCAGCUUCGCAUGCAUACCGCUGGUAUAUUGCUACCCUCCCUUGUUGCAUCUCAAGGCUGUGGCAAAGACCGACCUGCAGAGAUGGUUAGAUUAUCUGAUGUUUGCCUUCGGGUUGGCAAGUUGUGUGUACACGACCGUCUUGACGAUCCAGCAGUGGGCUGGGAGCAGUGGCGGCAAAUCCCCUGGAUAUUGCGACUCCUAAAGCACUGGUGGGAAUGGACGCCGCCAUGCACAAAGGGCGUGGGUGAAGAGGACAAGGGUACAAUUUGAGCAGUCUGCUGUCAACUCCAGGGAAAGCUGGUAGGGCAUUCUGGGUCGACCGCUUUUUUACUUCCCACAAGAUGCCGUCAACCCGACUUCCGAAUAUCUGGACACACCUUUCUGCUUCACCCUUUAUUUCAACCUGUUCAGACCCGUGUUUUAACGGCUGGGGGAAUCCCAUUCUCGAUUCCACAUUUGUAAGACAGUACCAAGGCUUGCACUCCAUCAAUUUGAGGCUCACGUCGGGGACCAUCCUGGCUCGCCUCUUUAUAUAGUUGAUCAGAUGAGCCAAUCAUUGGAAUGCAUGUCUUCGACCUCAAAUUUGAGGCACAAAGUGUAUAUCACGUUUCCCGAUGGUCUAAUAUUACCAUGUUGGUAACCACCGAGAUCAACAUUCCCUGAAUAGACUGGCAAAUAUCGUCGUAUUGGAACUUUCAGCAUGACCACCCAGAUUUUCGCUCAGUUCCCUCGCUCUCUUGAC